GUCGGGCGGCACCUGGGGCGUUCUCCCUCCUCCCAGCUUCCGGCUUGCACGGCGUCGCCCGCUCAGUGCAAGCGGUUCUGCCGCUCCUCCUUCGGAGGCCACCACCGACCUGCGGCUCUCAGGCCUCGAGUCCACUGGGAGGAGGAGGAGGGAGACCGAGUGCACCGCGGAACUCCAGCUCCCGGAGUGCCCGGCGCCGCGCAGGGGCCGGCCGGACCGCCCACGCCCCGCCCUCUUAAAGAGGCCGCGCCUCGCUCUUUGGCCCUGGAGGAGUUGCCCGCGCGGGGAGAGGGCGGUGGCGGUCCUUCGCCUCCCGGUCUCGUCUCCGGUUCCGCGUCUGAUCCGCGUCCCGUCUUUCCCCAGGCGGCCAAGAGAAGGGAUGCGGGGAAGCCCGCGUCCAGAGCUUUGCUCGUGGCGCCGCGGAGCUCCGGAUAGAGGACAUUGAUGCUUGGACUGCACGUCCAGGGCGCGGCUACCUCGUCCCGGCUCAGGAAUUCCCUGCCGAGACCCACAGGGAGCUGCCCUCCAUUGGGGUGGUCAUGCACUGCCACUCACUAGGGCCCUAGCUUCAGCUGAAUGGACCAAGGUAGCCACCAGGAGCUGCCUGUCCCCACAGCUGUCCCCCAGCUUUGCACACUCAGGAGAGAAGUUGGCCUGUUGGGGACCAUCUCGGUUGAGGCAUCUACCUGACAGACCCACCUGGUGGUGCUACUUCAUAAACACUCUAGGCAUCCAAGAGGCACUUACUCCAUCGCUGAGUGUUUGGUUGAAGUGGUUCAGAUGUUGUUGGUGAUCCGGGAAGAAUGGCGUUUUCUUUAGGAAGCUUACGGUGUCCUGCUGACCAUGUGCACAGAAGAUGCAGCCUGACCCGAGCUGCCGCCUGGAGCCCUGGCUGUGCUGGGACCAUGAGGGCCUCGGAGGAGACUCUCUUCUGGAUGCUGCUGCUGGCCCUCUGCUGGGUGGCAAGUGCCACAGAGCAUGCGGAGGUGGCAAAACAUGCCAUCAAGCUGCACCGCGGCAAGGGAGCACCUGCCGCCCAGAGGAGGCAGUGGGCCCUGGACAGCUGCAGGAAGCUCACCGGGCUCCUGCGGCAGAAGCGUGUUGUUCUCCACAAGCUGAAGAGUGCUAUCAGAGCGGUGGAAAAAGACGCCGGCCUGUCCGAUGAAGAGAAGCUGUUCCAGGUGCACACGUUUGAGAUUUUCCAGAAAGAACUGAAUGAAAGUGAGAAUUCCAUCUUCCAGGCCAUCCACGGGCUGCAGAGAGCCCUGCAGGGGGAUUACAAAGACGUGGUCAACAUGAAGGAGAGCAGCAGGCAGCGGCUGGAGGCCCUACGGGAGGCCGCCAUCAAGGAAGAGACCGAGUAUGUGGAACUUCUCGCCGCAGAAAAACAUCAGGUGGAAGCCCUUAAGCACAUGCAGCAUCAGAACAAGAGCCUCUCCAUGCUGGAUGAGAUCCUGGAGGACGUGAGGAGGGCGGCAGAUCGCUUAGAGGAGGAGAUAGAGGAGCAUGCCUUCGAUGACAACAAAUCAGUCAAAGGGGUCAACUUUGAGGCAGUUUUGCGGGUGGAGGAGGAAGAGGCCAGUUCCAAGCAGAACAUCACAAAGCGGGAUGUGGAGGAGGGCCUGGGCUUGAGCAUGCUGAUCGACUCCCAGAACAACCAGUAUGUCCUCACGAAGCCCCGGGACGCCACCAUUCCACGUGCAGACCACCACUUCAUAAAGGACAUUGUCUCCAUAGGCGUGCUGUCCUUACCUUGUGGCUGGCUGUGCACAGCAAUAGGGCUGCCCACCAUGUUUGGGUACAUCAUCUGCGGUGUGCUUCUGGGGCCUUCAGGACUGAACAGCAUCAAGUCCGUGGUCCAGGUGGAGACCCUGGGAGAGUUCGGCGUCUUCUUCAGUCUCUUCCUCGUGGGCCUGGAGUUCUCCCCGGAGAAGCUGAGAAAGGUGUGGAAGAUAUCCCUACAAGGACCGUGCUACAUGACCCUGCUGAUGACGGCCUUCGGCCUGCUGUGGGGACACCUCCUGCAGAUCAAACCCACUCAGAGCGUCUUCAUUGCCACCUGCCUGUCCUUGUCUAGCACUCCCCUGGUGUCCAGGUUCCUUGCAGGCAGUGCCCGGAGUGAUAAAGAAGCAGGUGACGGUGACUACAGCGCCCUUCUGCUGGGCAUGCUGGUGAUGCAGGACGUGCAGCUGGGGCUGUUCAUGGCUGUCAUGCCGGCGCUCAUACAGGCGGGAGCAGCCCCGUCCUCCAGCGUGCUCGUGGGAGUGCUGCGCACGCUGCUCCUGGCUGGCCAGACCCUCUUCUCCCUGGCUGCGGUCUGUCUGCUGUGUCUCCUCCUGAAGACGUACCUCAUAGGACCCUUCUGCCGGAAGCUGCACGUGGAGAGCAAAGGGAACAAGGAGGUCCUCGUCCUGGGCGUGUCUGCCUUCAUCUUCCUAAUGCUGACGGUCACGGAGCUGCUGGACGUGUCCAUGGAGCUGGGCUGCUUCCUGGCCGGAGCUCUGGUCUCUUCCCAAGGCCACAUGGUCACUGAAGAGGUCAUGGCCUACCUGGAGCCCAUCCGUGACUUCCUGGCCAUCGUUUUCUUCGCUUCGAUAGGGCUGCAUGUGUUCCCCACCUUCGUAGUGUACGAGCUCACGGUGCUGGUGUUCCUCACCCUGUCGGUGGUGGUCAUGAAGUUUGUGUUGGCAGCACUGGUCUUGUCUCUCAUCCUGCCGAAGAGCAGCCAGUACAUGAAGUGGAUCAUCUCUGCAGGGCUGGCCCAGGUCAGCGAGUUCUCCUUUGUCCUGGGGAGCCGGGCGCGGAGAGCAGGCAUCAUCUCCCGGGAGGUGUACCUCCUUAUACUAAGUGUGACCACACUCAGCCUUCUGCUGGCCCCUGUGCUGUGGAGAGCUGCCAUUACAAAAUGUGUGCCCAGAUCGGAGAGGCGGUCCAGUCUCUGACCACGCUGGGCGUUGAGCAACUCUGGGACGACUUGGAGGAGGUGUGUGCUGGUGUCAGCCCGAGUGCCGUCAGCAAGGAGCAGUGUCCUCCCGUCUGCCUGUUGGCACAGGCUCCUACUGUUGCGGAAGUUCCUGGCAUGACUGUCUUGCACUUGUGCACAGUAGGACUGAGGCACUGGCUCACGGGUGCCUCCACUGUUUUGCCUCGAUGUGCCUUUUUUUCUGAAGUUAUUAUUAAUUUCUAUUGUUAAUUCAUCAGUUAAUUAUUUUUUGUAAAGAAAAAAAUUAGGAAAAUUUUUAUUGUGCAACUUUAGAAUUAUAAUCUGUUAGUCAACUACUUGUUAUUAAACCUGUCUGUGCUGAAAUCUUAA
Ictidomys tridecemlineatus (thirteen-lined ground squirrel) is the source of this 3313-nucleotide messenger RNA. RefSeq names its product solute carrier family 9 member D1 (gene Slc9d1). Gene Ontology annotation, biological process: proton transmembrane transport; potassium ion transmembrane transport. Gene Ontology annotation, cellular component: membrane. The record is from RefSeq and is a predicted model, not a curated record. NCBI's taxonomy places the organism in Eukaryota, Metazoa, Chordata, Mammalia, Rodentia, Sciuridae. Gene Ontology annotation, molecular function: potassium:proton antiporter activity.